Arabidopsis arenosa is the source of this 520-nucleotide messenger RNA. The record is from the annotation of a GenBank genome assembly. Lineage: Eukaryota; Viridiplantae; Streptophyta; Magnoliopsida; Brassicales; Brassicaceae.
CAUACGCUUUUCUUCUUUUCCCUCGCUUUGAAAAUUUUCAACUUUUUUUUGUCUCUCUUUCAAAAUCACAAAUGGCGGGUCGUGGAAAAACUCUCGGAUCUGGCGUUGCUAAGAAAUCAACAUCUAGAAGCAGCAAAGCCGGUCUCCAAUUCCCCGUUGGUCGAAUCGCUCGUUUUCUGAAGAACGGCAAGUACGCAACACGUGUUGGUGCCGGAGCUCCGGUUUACUUAGCCGCCGUUCUUGAAUACCUCGCCGCUGAGGUAUUGGAAUUGGCUGGAAACGCAGCGAGGGAUAACAAGAAGACUAGGAUUGUGCCACGUCACAUUCAGCUCGCGGUGAGGAAUGAUGAGGAGCUGAGUAAGUUGCUUGGAGAUGUGACGAUUGCUAAUGGAGGUGUGAUGCCUAACAUUCACAGUCUUCUUCUUCCCAAGAAGGCUGGUGCUUCCAAACCUUCCGCUGAUGAAGACUAGAUUAGGUUUUGGUGUUGUGGUUUGCUAGCUAAUUAACGUGUAGCUUAGGU